AUGUCGAGUAAUAGCAAUCCUCCGCCCACAAUGCCCAGCCUUCCAUGGCGAUGCAGUUCGUCCUUGAUUAUGGGCUUGACGGGCUCGAUGUCGAGGGGCUUUCUUUACGGGCUGAACAGGAUGGAAGUCGUUGGUUUGGAUCGCUUCCUGGAGGCACUGGACAAGAGGGAGGAUGUUGAUGGAAGGGAGAGGGGGUUAAUUACUGGUUUGUCUCCAAGUGAUGCUUGGGACCGGGACCGCACUGACGGGAUUAAUUGCAUAGUAUCAAAUCAUGUCAGCGUGAUGGAUGAUCCGUUGAUCUGGGGUGUGCUUCCUUUCAGAUAUGCCUUCAAUCCUACAAACCAUAGAUGGAGUUUGGGAAGUUACGAUAUUUGCUUUCAAAAUAGAUUUCUUAAAGCGUUCUUCACCUACGGCCAAGUCCUGCCUACGCACCGCAGCGCGUAUUCUUCCCACGGUGGUCUUUUCCAACCAACAAUGACCGAAGCGAUCCGUCUUCUCUCCUCCCAACCAUUCUCACAACUGCCCUUGAAUCUCUCCCAGGGUGUCGAAGCAUCUGACCCCUUCACAGCGGGCACACUCACAUACAGCACCAACAAUCUCGACUCCUUCCCAUCUCCCUCCUUCUAUCCUUCCCGAAAACAUUCCUGGGUCCACAUAUUCCCUGAAGGACGGGUGCACCAACACCCCACAAAGUCCCUCCGUUACUUCAAAUGGGGUAUAUCCCGCCUGAUCUUGGAGUCUGAGCCACUUCCCGACGUGAUCCCGAUAUUCAUUGAUGGAAACCAGGAAGUGAUGCACGAAUCGCGACAGUUCCCUCGGUUUAUUCCUCGCACUGGGAAGGAUAUCAAGAUCGCGUUUGGGGAGAAGGUAGAUGGAGAGAAAGUGUUUGGGGAGUUGAGGGAUCGAUGGAAGAGGCUGGUGCAGAUGCAGAAAGAUGCUUUGAGGAAGAAAGGUGGGAAAACGGAGUGGGAAAUGGGGGAGUUGACUGAGGGGUUGAAGUUUGGAAGUGAGGCUGUGGCGUUAAGGAAAGAGGUUACAAUGAGAGUGAGGUUGGAGGUGUUGAAGGUUAGGAAGAGUUUGGGGUAUGAAGAUGAGGAUCCGAAGCAAGGCUUGGUAGAGACUUGGGUUGAGGAGGGAGGAAAAGAGACCGGGAAGAUGAAGGACGGGUCUUGGGUUGGGAAUACGUGA
This is a messenger RNA of Hyaloscypha bicolor E, 1188 nucleotides long. RefSeq lists its product as uncharacterized. Gene Ontology annotation, biological process: cardiolipin acyl-chain remodeling; inner mitochondrial membrane organization. Lineage: Eukaryota; Fungi; Ascomycota; Leotiomycetes; Helotiales; Hyaloscyphaceae. Gene Ontology annotation, molecular function: 1-acylglycerophosphocholine O-acyltransferase activity. Bases 1 to 1188 code for a protein of 395 amino acids. The transcript is spliced from 3 exons. The record is from RefSeq and is a predicted model, not a curated record. Gene Ontology annotation, cellular component: mitochondrial membrane.